GGUGCUGGCACAGCCAUUGGAGAGCUGCCUCCAUAUUUUAUGGCGAGGGCGGCCCGACUCUCUGGUGCUGAACCUGAUGAUGAAGAGUACCAGGAAUUUGAGGAGAUGCUGGAACAUGCAGAGACUGCACAAGAUUUCGCUUCCCGGGCCAAACUGGCUGUGCAGAACCUGGUGCAGAAGGUUGGGUUCUUCGGCAUUUUGGCCUGCGCUUCAAUUCCAAACCCUCUGUUUGACCUGGCCGGGAUAACAUGUGGACACUUUCUGGUUCCCUUCUGGACCUUCUUCGGUGCAACCUUGAUUGGGAAAGCAGUAAUUAAAAUGCACAUCCAGAAACUUUUCGUUAUUAUAACAUUCAGCAAACAUAUAGUGGAGCAGAUGGUGUCCCUAAUUGGUGCUAUUCCAAGUAUAGGUCCUUCUCUUCAGAAGCCAUUUCAAGACUACUUGGAAGCGCAGAGGGUGAAACUUCACCACCGAGCGGACAGCGGCGUGGCACAGGGGGAAAACUGGCUGUCCUGGAUGUUUGAAAAACUGGUGAUUGUCAUGGUUUGUUAUUUUAUCUUAUCUAUAAUCAACUCCAUGGCCCAAAGCUAUGCCAAACGACUGCAACAGAAGAUGUACUCUGAAGAGAAAACCAAAUGAGCUUGGGGAAAAAAAAAACGCUUGGGAUGGGUUUUAGCAGACACGAAAAAUGACACAUCUUUCCAUAGGUUUAAAAAGUCAGCAUUAUUCAAAAUGGGGGAAAACUUUUUAACAUCAGUUUUCAACUAUAACAAGUUUUUUAUUUAAUUUUGAAAGUAAUUUGGAUAUUAGAGCAGACGUUUCAUUGACAAACUCCUAAAUGUUAAGGUAAGGUAUAAACGCUUUACCAGACUGAGCUGUAUUAUACAGGAUGGACAGUGUGAUGUUAAUGGUAUUUAACACAAAUGUUGUCCAUCCCAGUUAAUUGCAAAACUGAUGAUUUAAUACUCCGUUUCCUGAUUUAACUUCAGAUUAUCUGAGGGUAACCUUUUAUUUUGAAGGGUGGCAGAUUUGGUUUUUCCAUAAC
Messenger RNA from Eurypyga helias (sunbittern), 1045 nucleotides. RefSeq names its product vacuole membrane protein 1 (gene VMP1). The record is from RefSeq and is a predicted model, not a curated record. The transcript is spliced from 6 exons. The annotation marks the transcript as partial. Lineage: Eukaryota; Metazoa; Chordata; Aves; Eurypygiformes; Eurypygidae.